Messenger RNA from Boleophthalmus pectinirostris (great blue-spotted mudskipper), 1277 nucleotides. It is a transcript of the gene mrpl39, whose product is annotated as mitochondrial ribosomal protein L39. Gene Ontology annotation, molecular function: RNA binding; nucleotide binding. Gene Ontology annotation, cellular component: mitochondrion. Bases 113 to 1102 code for a protein of 329 amino acids. Lineage: Eukaryota; Metazoa; Chordata; Actinopteri; Gobiiformes; Gobiidae. The record is from RefSeq and is a predicted model, not a curated record. The transcript is spliced from 10 exons.
ACACCAGAGCGAGGCAUGGCGUCCUUCACGAAGCUCCAAUAACAACAAUAUUUCAGCAUUUUUGCGCAUUUAAAGUCUCGUUUUUGUUCGUAUUUAUUAUUUUUAGUUCAGAAUGGCGACGAAGAGCGCGUGCACCGUUUUCCGGCGACGUUUUGCUUCGGCCGCCGCUGUCGUCCGUCCCUCGGCCGCUGAGGUCAGAGGUCACAGAAACGCGGUGUUUUCUCGAGAGCAGAGCCGGCAGAGGGCGCUGUUUCCCCGCAUCGAGAAGAUCGAGGUGUCGAUGCAGGGCCCGGGUCUGGACGGGACGCUGCUGGUGAUGAACAGAGGCAUGUCCACGCCGCUCAACUGCGCACGACAUUUGACAGAGUACCACGUGACGUCUUCGGUCUUGGCUUUGGUCGACGGGGAGCUGUGGCCUCUUCACAAACCGCUCACAGACUCCUGCUCCCUCCGACUGCUCACGUUUAAAGACCAAGACCCCACAGCCGUCAAUCAGGCGUACUGGCGUUCUUGCUCGUCUCUCCUGGGGCAGGUUUUGGAGACGGCGUUUAAAGACGACUUCACUGUGGAGCUGCUCCAGACUCCAGAAGUCCCAGUCACUUCUGGAGCGUUUUGUUGUGACGUGGUUCUUGAUCCACAGUUGGACUCGUGGGCGCCCUCUGCGGAGUCGUUUCGUUCUCUGACCCGCGGGGCUCAGCUGCUCAUCCACCAGGACCUGCCCCUCGAACCUCUGGACGUGCUGCCUGCGGUCGCACUCGAGGUUUUCUCCCACAGCAAGUGUAAACAGGAGGAAGUGGAGAAAAUGGCGUCUGAAAACCCCACGGGCACAGUCCAGCUCUACAGGUGUGGGGAUCAUGUUCUUCUGUCGCGAGGCCCUCUAGUGGCCAGGACGGGUCUGUGCGGUCAGUUCGAGGUGACCGCGGUCCACAGUUUGGGCCCCGGGCCGUGGGGUCUCCGUCGCCGAGCGCAGGGGCUGUCUCUGCCCGCACAGCUACAGGCUCAUCACACCGUCUGGAAUAAAUUAAGGAAAAGAGCCGAAAAACUGGUUGAAGUUCCGAAUUCUGACGUGACUCCGCCCACUUCCGCAGCUCCCAGCCAAUAACUGUCGACCAAAUAUCUGAAUUAUAAACCUUUAAUAUAUAAAUAUGUCAAAUUCAACGUACCACUUUGCUCCUCCAAACAAAAUCUGCCAUCGACUGUAAAGUUCUGGUGUUUUCUGUUUAAUUGUAAAAUGAAAACUCGUCUUUGUGUUUUGUUUAAUAAAAAGAUUUAACAGA